AUGGCCUUUUUGAAGAAACUGUCAUCUCUAAGGAAGCGGCGAAGCCUCCAGUCAGGGAGAACUGAACAGGUCGCGGAUGGGUCUCCUUCAACUCCCUCUACAAACUUGGUUGAUAUAAAUGAAACACCAGAGCCACCCAAAUCUUCAACUAAGCCAGCCUCAGGGACAGCACCACCAGCCCCCAUUCCAGAAAAUCAAAACGCUCAGCAACAACACCAACCUUCGCCAAACAAAUCAACUCCGGAGUCUAGCUUCCUCGCACAGGCUCAAGCUAAUAAGUCUAAUGCUCUACAAUACCAGAGAUUAGCCUUUGCCCAGGUAGGAAGCACAUCACCUCAGCUUGACACAGCAUUAAGCAACAUCAACAUCUCGAUUCAGCUUAACCCGGAUGAUGGCAUAUCAUGGAAGUUGAGAGGCAUUAUCUUGCAAGCUACCGAAAACUACGAACAGGCUUACAUGGCCUACACGGAAGCUGUAGCGAGGCUAGAGGGCCCCGAAAAGCAAACAGUGCAACAAACUCUGUCCUUACUGGCCAUGUUGAAGCAGGCGCAGCAGGCCGAGGCGGCAAAACGAGGACAAUAUAUCCCUCCGAAUCCCAUAGCUCAGACCCCUCUAUCCACACAGACAUCGACACAAACAUCACCAAUAGCCCCAGCCCGGCCAACUCAGAUGGGCCUAAUAACACCACAGCCAACAGCCGUGGACCACCCUCAGGCAAGCCAAGGCCUGCAUGCCCCAAAGCCCAUAUUGCUCGAACCACCAUCCUCAUCUAGCGUUGCCCAUCCGCUACUGGAAGAGAUUCGGGCACUAAAGCAUCCUAAGAGCAGAGACCUCCUCAUGACUCUUACCCGGAAAUGUCGAGGCGCUCUGUAUCUUGUAGAGUUCAAUGGUCUAGGUUCCGUUGAUCAGGUGGCAUUAUUCUUCCUGGGCUAUAACUACACCGCUUCCCAGCGGCUUGAUAUGCCCCGUUCACCACCUACUCUGCAUCCUUCUUGGGAAAAGAAUUAUUGGCGUCUUCAGCUCAGUUCAGAUAAAAGAAGGUUUGACUAUAAUUUCGAGUCUCUGUCACUUCCUGGUAAUGAGGUGUUCGACUUUGACUGUGAGACCAUAGCGAACUAUGACGGUUGUCAUUUAGGAACUGCCAGUGUCCGAGGAUACAGUGAAGCAUACAGGCUGCAACAAGGUUCCUUGCCAAAAGGCCACGCAAGCCUAGAGGUUUUCAGUGCAGCGCAGACUUGGAUGGAGCAGCUCUCGAUCAACGCACUCAAUGAAAAUAUUUCGAUGUGCUCUAGAGCCUGGUCUCUCGAUAGGAUCGGGGCCACCGGACUCGACGAGGCCAUCAUCUCUUACGCCACAUCCGGAGAUGGAGCAGCCUGUGCCACUAUUCAACUAACUCCUCCAAGUUUCCUCUCCGAUGUCCGCGGAUUUUCCGCCUUCUCGUCUAAUAUCGCCAAGAUCACAACCAGAGAAGCAAUCGGCCUCCAAAAAUUCUUGCAACAUAUCCUCAUGGGCGAGCUAGCCUCUGUGCUCGUAAAAAACUUGGCGAAAAAUCCACGGUUUCCAAACAAGGUACAAAUCAGUCCGGCUUUAUGUGCACUUAUUGCGCUCGCCCGCCUCUGGAGAGAGCACCUUGCUGUCCGUCCUGUCGUCGGCACGAACAAUUGGAACCUUGUUCCAAAUCAUGCUCAGAUUCACGCAGAAGGGCUUGUACGGUUUGCCGAGGCCUUAAGAUGGCCAUAUCUCAACGAAGCGUGUGCCAGCAUCAACGAAACGCUUCAAAGCUUUACAUCUAAUAUGUUUGGGUCAGGCAUUCACCCUUACCAUAUAGACUGGCUACUUGGGCUUGUUCUUCCUGGUCGGUAUUUUCGACAUCAAAUCUUGAGCUCUUUGGUCCUCAUAUGCGCAGAAACACGCGAGCUAGGUAUUUGCCCCAGCUUCGACAGUGGGCUAGUCAUAUUUGACAAGAGUUAUUGGCCGAAACUUACUGUUUUGGGUCGCAUUCUCUCGUCCCUGGAUCACAGCAAGGUAACAUGCGGUUGGGUGCGGCCUCUCCCUGCACCAAAAGUACACGGAUUGUCAUUCGCAUGGGCCAGGAUUGAGGCUAAGCCUGUCCCCAUGCUGCCUCCAUUGUCCCUAGAAGGGUUGACACAUCUCCAAUCGUGCGGCUUUGAACAGGACUAUGAUCCAUCAGAUCCCAAAGCCUUUCCUAUAGAUCUUGCCAAUUUCUCCAAGUGGAAUCCACCCCGGGCCUUGCCACCACGUCCCUCUUCAUUCAAGAUCCAAGGCCGAGUUGAGCUUCAAGCUGUUCGACUAAGCGAAGUGGCGAGCCCAGCUAAUACUGCCGGGAAGACGUAUCGCGCAAGACUGGAGUUCUCCAGCCAUGGUGAUGAGGUAUCAUUCACCGUCCGGUUCAAUCCAUUGUUUGUGCAUGUGCCCAAUUGUGAGGGCACGACGCAUCCGAUCCACGAUCGACUCACACAUAAGCUAUUUGAGAGGCUCGUCUAUGCCAGGCAGUUGAACAAUGGAGCUAUAAUCCCGACCGGACCGGGACUGAUCAUCAUCAACGCAAUGGAACCGGGCGAGGAAGCCAUGGCGCGGGCAUGGUGUGCCGAGGUUGGGAAGAAUGCAGUUGUCAGGAAGGGAGGUCAGGGCUGCUUCACGUGUGCGGUUAACUUGGCGAUGUCUCGAACGGGACUGAACUUCAACACACUUAUUUGGUGUUCAUAA
This is a messenger RNA of Clonostachys rhizophaga, 2727 nucleotides long. Lineage: Eukaryota; Fungi; Ascomycota; Sordariomycetes; Hypocreales; Bionectriaceae. The record is from the annotation of a GenBank genome assembly.